Messenger RNA from Cutaneotrichosporon oleaginosum, 1794 nucleotides. NCBI's taxonomy places the organism in Eukaryota, Fungi, Basidiomycota, Tremellomycetes, Trichosporonales, Trichosporonaceae. The record is from RefSeq and is a predicted model, not a curated record.
AUGCACCACACACUCAUGCUGGCCCUCCUGCUCCUCACUCUCGCGGCCGCCUCGGCCUCGGCCGCGCCCAAAAAGCCCAACAUCGUCCUCAUCCUGACCGACGACCAAGACAGCGGGACGCUACACCGGCGCUUCCUGCCGCACACAUUCUCUGCGCUCAUCGACCACGGGCUGAGCCUCCCGAACUUUUUCACGCCCGUGUCGCUGUGCUGCCCCGCGCGCGUGUCGCUCCUGCGCGCGCAACACGCGCACAACCACAACGUGACGUUCGUGAGCGCGCCGUGGGGCGGGUGGGACGUGUUCAAUGCGCGCGGGUAUGUGGGCCACACACUCCCCGACUUCCUGCAGCGCGCGGGGUACGCGACGUUCUACACGGGCAAGUAUAUGAACGCGCACACGGAGGAGAACUGCGAGAGCAUGCCGGUGUCGGGAUUUACAUCGUCGGAUAUUCUUGUCGAUCCGUAUACGUAUGACUACUGGAAUCCGGGCUUUUCGCGCGACAAUGGGCCCGUGACCGUCCACCGGGGGGAGUACUCGACGGACCUGGUGCGCGACAAGGCGCUGGGAUAUCUCGAAGACGGGCUGGCUGGCAACGAGCCCUUCUUUCUGGGCAUAGCCCCCAUCGGACCACACUCAUGGAUUCCGCACGACUCGCCCCACUCCCCCACCGGCGUAGUGAUGCACGUCCCCGCCGCGCAUCCGCGCCACGCAAAUCUCUUCGGCACGGAACAGCUCCCCCGCUCCGCAAGCUGGAACCCCGCCAAGCCGCACGGCGUGUCCUGGGUGCGCACCCUCCCGCGCCUGACCGCGACGCAAGAGGCGUACCUCGACGAAUUCCACCGGGGGCGGCUGCGCGCGCUCGCCGCCGUCGACGAGAUGGUGGGUGCCGUGGUGCAGCGGCUCGAGCGCGCUGGCGCGCUGGACAACACAUAUAUCUUUUACACUUGUGCGUUUAGAGACGGCGGCGCUGAGACAGCGGAUAACGGGUAUGCGAUGGGCACGCACCGGCGGCAGCCGGGGAAGACGCUGGCGUUCGAAGAGGACAUGCGCGUGCCGUUUGUGGUGCGUGGCCCCGGCGUGCGGAAGGGGACGGGGGACGCGAGCUAUGGGAUCGUGGAUCUCGCCCGGACGAUUAUGGAUAUCGCGGGCGCGCAGGCGGAUUACGUGGACGACGGGGCGCGUAUGGACAUCCACGGGCACCAUGAAGCCCGGGACGCCAAAGACGCCAGCGACGACAACGCCAGCGACGCCCGGCACGCGCGCCACGCGCGCCACGCCCUCGCGGAGUAUUGGGUGCUCGGCGUCGAAGAGGGGAUCUAUGGCGGCCCGUGGCGCACCAACAAUACGUACCGCACCCUGCGGAUCAGCGACACCGUGCAUAGCCGCAAGACGUCGCUCUCCUACGCGGUAUGGUGCACGGGCGAGCGCGAGCUGUACGACCUGGAAGCGGACCCGCUGCAGACGGCCAACCUGCUCGCGGGGCUGAACGCGCGCGGGCCGUUUGCGGACUUUGCGCUCCUCGGCGCUGAAAGCGCCGCCCUCCUCGCGCGCCUCGACGCCCUCCUCCUCGUCCUCAAAACGUGUGUGGGGGACACGUGCCGCCGGCCGUGGUCUGCCCUCCUCCCGCGCGCGCAGACGCUGCAGGACGCACUGGCGGCGCAGUACGACGCGUACUUUGCUGCACUGCCGCGCGUGCGGUAUGCGGGCUGCGCGCUCGGAUACCGCGCCGAGAUGGAGCAGCCGGAGUGGGACGGCGCGUGGGCGUACGUCCCGCCGUUGGUGGUGCAGCCUUGA